Messenger RNA from Vidua chalybeata, 3484 nucleotides. It is a transcript of the gene MTERF2, whose product is annotated as mitochondrial transcription termination factor 2. Lineage: Eukaryota; Metazoa; Chordata; Aves; Passeriformes; Viduidae. Gene Ontology annotation, biological process: regulation of DNA-templated transcription; termination of mitochondrial transcription. Gene Ontology annotation, cellular component: mitochondrial matrix. The coding region runs from base 890 to 2611 and encodes 573 amino acids. Gene Ontology annotation, molecular function: double-stranded DNA binding. The transcript is spliced from 4 exons. The record is from RefSeq and is a predicted model, not a curated record.
GCCCCCGGGGCCGUGCCCGGCGGUCCCGCCGCGCGCGGCCCCAUCCGCGGGAAACGGGCGGGGCGCUUAUAUAAGCGUGUGCGUAGGGAGCGCCUGCUGGGCUCGCGGAGUGCCGGAGGUCCCUUCCCACCCUGACGAUUCUGUGACGCGGGCCGAGGGCUCGUUGCUGCCCGGUGGCGUCGGGAUGUGUCGGUCAAAAGGCACCCCCGGGCAAGAGAAAGCGGCUCGGCCGUGCGGCGCUGCCGCACCCAAACAGGCUUUCAAGCAGCAGAACGAGUUAAAAUGGUCUCUCUUAGAGCACCGUUAGUAAAGUCAUUACUAAAUGGUGAAUUUCUCACGCCUGUUAAUUACAGAGCUCUAACCACCGUCUGUGCGCUGCCAACACAGCGGGUUUCCCGGGACCUGCUCCUUGGUUACGCCGCGCACGGCCAACAGCCGACGGAGGCAUCGCACUGACAGGACUCAGUACAACCCUUUGGAGCCUUAACAGGGCAGCUCUAGAUGCAGAUCUGAAAAUAAACCUCCACCUGUGGAUUGCAGCUCAAAUCUACAGCUUCACGGACAAGUGCAUAGCAACAGCAGAAGUGGUUUCAUUAGAAAGGUCUCAAGUAAAAGGCAGAGGACCCAAAUCAGCAGUACAGUCCUUUCUUAACUUUGAGAAUUCCAGACAGUUCUUUAAGAACUGUCAUUUUUAUUUCUCCUAAAAUAUUUUUUUCUGCUAAGAUACACAGAAAGUAAAAGUCAACAAGAAGAGACACAUGCUUUUCGUGCUUUUCUUUCCUCACUUUGAAUGACCUAAUAAACACAGUAAUAGAAUCACAGAAUCAUUUAGAUUGGAAAAGACCUCCGAGGCCAACUUUUAACUGACCACCACCAUCUCAGCUAGGUCAUGGCACUGAGGGCCAUGUCCAGUUGUUUCUUGAACACCUCCAGGGAUGUGUUCAUCACCUCCCUGGGCAGCUCAUUCCAAUGUUCAAUAACCCUGUCAGUGAAAAAAUGCCUCCUGAUGUCCAACCUGAACCUCCCCUUGUGCAGCUUGAGGCUCUGUCCUCUCGUCCUGUCACAGCUUGCCUGGCAGACGAGGCCCCAUCUGUCAUUGACAGUCAAGGUAUGCCAAGGCCCCACUCCCCACAAGGCUGCCACACUGAAGAUAGCCCUGAAUAAAGUCCAGCAUCAACCAGUCUGCCUUCUUGGGAAUCCUGAGUGCCGGCCAAGCCUGCUUCGGCAAGCGGCGGAGGCACGGCCGGUUGGGCAGCGGCCGAGCCCGGGCCGGGUCCCGCUGCGGGACGGCCACGUCCUCCUGCCCCGCGGCUCAGCCCGCGCCCCUCCCCUGCCGGCAUUGGUACGUGCCAGCGCUCCCCGCGCGGCGGCGGUGGUGCGGCCCGGCGGCGGCGGCGAGGCCGAACUGAUUUCCACGAUGCUGAGAGGAGUUGCUCACGGUGCAAAAGACACAUUCACUCUUCUGUUGACAAGACCGCAGAGCUGUAAUCCAGGACUGAAGUUUUCAUCAGUAUGGCCUGAUGUAGCAAACAGAAGCUUCCUAAUACAUUCCAGUUACACAACUGAUACCAAGUCAAGAGAGGAAAAUAAAAAAACCCUUGAGAAUCUCUACAGUUUGUCAGUUGACAUCACAAAGAUACGCAGACUGAAGGAAUGGGUCCUUCUCCAGGAUGUGGCCUAUGUUAAAGAAAUUGCUGGUAUCUUACAGGAAAUGGGAGCAGAUGAGACCACUGUAGCCAACAUUAUAGAACGCUGCCCCGAGGCAAUUCUCCACACCCCAGCAGAGAUAAACUCUCAAAGAGCUUUGUGGCAAUUAGUAUGCCAGAAUGAAAAACAGCUGGUUAAAUUAAUAGAGCAAUUUCCAGAGUCUUUUUUUACUACUGAGUAUCAGCAGAACCAGAAGGCAAACAUACUGUUUUUUCAAGAGCUAGGACUUAAGAAUAAUAUAAUCACCAGGUUCUUGACAAGUGCACCCAAUAUUUUCUAUAACCCUGUUGAGAAGAACAAAAACGUGAUAGAGACAUUACAAAGAAAUUAUUUAAAUUUAGGGGGUUCUGAAGCAAAUAUGAAGAUCUGGAUACUAAAGUUAUUGAGCCAAAAUCCAUUUAUUUUAUUAAAUACUUCCACUGCAAUCCAGGAGAACUUGGAAUUUCUCCAAAAGAAUGAUUUCACUGACCAGGAAGUCCUACAGCUGCUGUCCAAACUUAAAGGCUUCAUUUUUCAACUUAAUUCUACCACUAUGCAGAAGAGUAUGCUUUUCUCCAAAAACAUCUUCAAGUGCAGUGAUCAAGAACUAAAACAACUAGUGCUGAAAUGCCCAGCCCUUCUCUACUAUUCUGUUCCAGUUUUGGAAGAAAGACUUGAAGGACUACUGAAGGAAGGAAUUUCUAUAGCACAGAUAAGAGAGACACCAGUGGUGCUGGAGUUGACAACACAAAUCGUUCAGUAUCGAAUUAAAAAGCUCUCUGCAUUAGGAUAUGAUAUAAAGGGUGGAAAUUUAGAAAGCUUGAAUGGUACUAAAAAAGACUUUGAAGUCACUUAUGGUAAGAUACAAUCAAAGAAGGAGAGACCAAUUUUUAAUCCUGUUGCUCCUCUACACAUUGAAGAUUAAUUUGACCGCUGUACUUCAAGUUAUGCAAAGGCAAAUUAAAAGGGAAGUUGAUUCUUUAAGAAGAGAUGGAACAAAAGCAAACUUAAUCAAGACUGUAGUCUUACACUGUACUUUGUUCAGGAGAGGGUCUUGGGCACAACUUCAUUAUACAAUUGUAGUAUUUUAAUACUUUAAAAUGUCAUAGAAGUUACAGUUAUGAUAAAGGUUGCCUUUUCCUAAGAGUACCUCAGAUGUGACAUUUUCUUACCUGACAGGGCAUUAACUGCCUUAGAUUUUCAGCUCUGUCACUGCACAGUCCCGCCUGUAGUAAUGAUUAGUACAAUUUUUAUCUGAGGAAGACAAAAGGAGGAUUAUUUUUCCAGCAGUGUUCAUCAGUUGGCUGAUUCACUGUCUUCAGGACAUGCUCUUAGAGUUCUUUUCCUUAUUGCUCAAGUAGCUCUAGCUUCUGGAUCCUGACCUGCAACAGACUUGAUUUCUUGGACAGCAAAGCCCUGUCCUGAGAACAGGGGCUGGACAUAAUAUUUUUUUAUUCACUGCUACAGUGAGACCCUAGUAUCUCUGUGUACAAACCAUAAUGCAAAGAAACUACAGGAUGAUAACCUUUAUAUUUCUGAGACUUCAAAAUUUACUUAUUUUUUUCAAAUGGUUUGGGAGAGGAAGAAAUACAUUUAUUGCUGUUGUAUAGUUCUUAAUUUCUUCUAGCAAGGUUUGGGGACAAGAAAGAUUAGGGAGAGAUUCAAGUUUCAAAUUAUGGUAGGAGAAAAGAGAAAGUCAUGCUUUUCUAUUAGAUGUAACAAAACUCUAGUCUGUAAACCACUGCUGAUUAAACAUGACUACCAGAUUUGCAAACAGCUGCAACAGUUUCUAAAUAUA